UAACAUCUAAACAUAACAAACCAAACAGGCAAACCCUUGUGCCAUCACUACCACCCCAUUUUACACAAAGGGAGGCCAAUGUACAUGGAUUCCAAGAAGGCUAAAAAGAAAAAGAGCUGAUUAGACCUCAGAUUGCCCACUAAACGGGAUGACGGCCACAGCUGCAGUGGAAACACCAAAAAUGAAGAAGAAUGCCUCCAAGGAAGAGAAGCAGCAGCCUAAGCAAGAGAACACAGAGCAGCAUAAUGCUGAUUCUGAAGAGUUGAACUCUGAGAGUGACCCUGAACAGAUGAGCCUUAAAAGCAGCAGUAAUGACAACAGCUGCCAACCUGGAGAUGUUCAGUUGAAGAAAAAGGAUAUUCCCUCUAAGCCACACCGCCAGCUUUGUAGAUCACCCUGCCUAGAUCAUCCAAGCUUCUCCCAGAGUAGCAUUCUACAGGAUGGGAAGCUUGACUUGGAAAAAGAAUACCAAACCAAGAUGGAUUUUGCUUUAAAGCUGGGCUAUGCAGAGGAACAGAUUCAAUUAGUACUGAAUAAGCUGGGUCCAGAAUCGCUUAUUAAUGAUGUACUGGCAGAACUUGUCAGACUUGGAAACAAAGGUGAUUUGGAAGGGCAAGUCAACUUGAGUUUGUUAGUGCCUCGGGGUCCCAGCUCCAGAGAAGUUGCAAGCCCUGAACUGUCUCUUGAAGAUGAAAUAGACAACAGUGACAAUUUGAGACCAGUUGUCAUAGAUGGAAGUAAUGUGGCAAUGAGCCAUGGGAAUAAAGAAGAGUUCUCCUGCAGAGGAAUACAACUUGCUGUGGAAUGGUUUCUAGAUAAAGGCCAUAAAGACAUUACUGUAUUUGUGCCUGCGUGGAGAAAGGAGCAAUCCCGCCCUGAUGCACCAAUUACAGAUCAAGAUAUCCUACGUAAACUGGAGAAGGAAAAGAUUCUUGUCUUCACACCAUCCAGAAGGGUCCAGGGCAGGAGAGUUGUUUGCUAUGAUGACCGGUUCAUAGUCAAACUGGCUUUUGAUUCUGAUGGCAUCAUUGUAUCCAAUGAUAACUACCGAGACCUUCAAAUUGAAAAGCCAGAAUGGAAGAAGUUUAUAGAGGAGCGGUUGCUGAUGUAUUCUUUUGUGAAUGACAAAUUUAUGCCUCCAGAUGAUCCUUUAGGACGCCAUGGCCCAAGCCUUGAAAACUUCUUAAGAAAGAGACCCGUUGUCCCUGAACACAAGAAGCAACCAUGCCCUUAUGGCAAAAAAUGCACCUACGGCCACAAGUGCAAAUACUACCAUCCGGAGCGGGCCAACCAACCGCAGCGUUCGGUGGCUGAUGAGCUCCGCAUCAGUGCCAAACUGUCCACAGUGAAAACCAUGAGUGAAGGCACCCUGGCCAAGUGUGGCACAGGGCUGUCUAGUACCAAAGGUGACAUAACCUCAGAAGUCAAACGUGUGGCCCCCAAGCGCCAAUCGGAUCCCAGCAUCCGUUCCGUGGCUGUGGAGCCUGAGGAAUGGCUGUCCAUUGCCCGUAAGCCUGAGGCCAGCUCUGUCCCCUCACUUGUGACUGCUCUAAGUGUCCCCACAAUCCCACCCGCCAAAAGCCAUGCAGUGGGUGCACUCAACACCCGUUCAGCCAGCAGCCCAGUGCCAGGAUCCUCUCAUUUCUCCCACCAGAAGUCCUCACUGGAGCACAUGACCAGCAUGCAGUACCCCCCGAUCCUGGUUACCAAUAGCCAUGGGACCCCUAUUAGCUACUCUGAGCAAUACCCAAAGUUUGAGUCCUUGGGGGACCACGGCUACUAUUCAAUGUUAGGUGACUUCUCCAAAUUGAACAUCAACAGCAUGCAUAAUAGAGAGUACUACAUGGCUGAAACAGACCGGGGGUUGUACGCCCGGAAUCCCAACCUCUGUCCUGACAAUCGUAUGAGCCAUAGCAGGAACGACAGCUAUUCCUCUUACAACAACCUGUAUUUGGCUGUAGCUGAUACUCAUCCUGAAGGUAGUUUGAAGCUGCAUCGCUCAGCAUCUCAGAACCAUCUUCAGCCUUUUCCUCAUGGUUACCAUGAAGCCUUAACGCGAGUGCAGAGCUAUGGCCCAGAGGACUCUAAGCAAGCCCCCAACAAACAAUCAGUCCCCCACUUAGUUCUACAUGCCCAGCACCCGACAACUGGAGCACACUCCAGCUGUCCUGGGGACUAUCCCAUGCCUCCCAAUAUCCAUCCUGGGGCAACUCCCCAGCCAGGACGUGCCCUGGUGAUGACUCGGAUGGACAGCAUUUCUGAUUCCCGUCUGUAUGAGAGCAACCCCAUGAGGCAAAGACGCCCUCCUCUGUGCCGGGAACAACAUGCCAGCUGGGACCCACUGCCCUGUGCAACUGACUCCUAUGGCUACCACUCCUAUCCCUUGAGUAACAGCCUCAUGCAACCAUGCUAUGAGCCAGUCAUGGUACGGAGCGUGCCUGAAAAGAUGGAGCAGCUUUGGAUGAAUCCUUGGGUUGGAAUGUGCAAUGAUUCCAGGGAGCAUAUGAUCCCAGAGCACCAGUAUCAGACCUACAAGAACCUCUGCAAUAUUUUCCCUUCAAACAUCGUCCUUGCAGUGAUGGAGAAGAAUCCCCACACAGCAGAUGCCCAGCAACUAGCAGCCUUGAUUGUUUCUAAGCUUAGGGCUGCACGUUGACAUGACAUAGGACUUAUUUCAU
Aethalodelphis obliquidens (Pacific white-sided dolphin) is the source of this 2678-nucleotide messenger RNA. It is a transcript of the gene ZC3H12B, whose product is annotated as zinc finger CCCH-type containing 12B. Gene Ontology annotation, cellular component: cytoplasmic ribonucleoprotein granule; nucleus. Bases 149 to 2656 code for a protein of 835 amino acids. Gene Ontology annotation, molecular function: RNA endonuclease activity; metal ion binding; mRNA binding. The record is from RefSeq and is a predicted model, not a curated record. The transcript has 5 exons. Lineage: Eukaryota; Metazoa; Chordata; Mammalia; Artiodactyla; Delphinidae.